Molecule: messenger RNA, 1789 nt
Organism: Myodes glareolus (Bank vole)
Lineage: Eukaryota; Metazoa; Chordata; Mammalia; Rodentia; Cricetidae
Source: RefSeq, a predicted model, not a curated record
CAGAAUGUCCCACACCGAAAAAAAAAAUGCGAAACCGAGAGAAAAAAACCUGCGAGUGGGCCUGGCGGAUGGGAUUAUUAAAGCUUCGCCGGAGCCGCGGCUCGCCCUCCCACUCCGCCAGCCUCUGGGAGAGGAGCCGCGCCCGGCCGGCCCGGCCCCCAGCCCCAUGGACCUCCGAGCAGGGGACUCGUGGGGGAUGUUAGCUUGCCUAUGCACGGUGCUGUGGCACCUCCCUGCAGUGCCAGCUCUUAAUCGCACAGGAGAUCCAGGGCCUGGCCCCUCCAUCCAGAAAACCUAUGACCUCACCCGCUACCUGGAGCACCAACUCCGCAGCUUGGCUGGGACCUAUCUGAACUACCUGGGGCCCCCUUUCAACGAGCCUGACUUCAACCCUCCUCGGCUGGGGGCAGAGACCCUGCCCAGGGCCACUGUCAACUUGGAAGUGUGGCGAAGCCUCAAUGACAAACUGCGGCUGACCCAGAACUAUGAGGCCUACAGCCACCUCCUGUGUUAUUUACGUGGCCUCAACCGUCAAGCUGCCACGGCUGAACUGCGGCGCAGUCUGGCCCAUUUCUGUACCAGUCUCCAGGGCCUGCUGGGCAGCAUUGCAGGUGUCAUGGCAGCUCUUGGCUACCCACUGCCCCAGCCUCUGCCAGGGACUGAGCCAGCCUGGGCCCCUGGCCCUGCCCACAGUGACUUCCUCCAAAAGAUGGAUGACUUCUGGCUGCUGAAGGAGCUGCAGACCUGGCUGUGGCGUUCAGCCAAGGACUUCAACCGGCUUAAGAAGAAGAUGCAGUCUCCGGCAGCUUCGGUCACCCUGCACUUGGAGGCCCAUGGCUUCUGAUCUCUGACCCUUAGCUCCCCCAGACCCCCUGCCCCAGUCAGCUGUGCUUCCAUUCUGGGGUGAAAAGUUCUGCAUACCAACGUUUGUUGAGCCAGGAAACAGACAGUGGGAACUCUGUCCUCCUCUGCCCUGGGUGGGGAGUGUGAGCCCUGUCCCUUGACUAACUCUAGAGUCCUAGGGUCUCGGGAAAAGGUGGCACCAUCCUGUUUCCACAGAGGUCAUGCUUGAGGGAGUCAUGGCUCAGGCGGGUAUAAAGGUGCUCCCUGUUUUCUGCUCACCACUUGCCAGUGCCCACUCAGUUCCUCAGGUGGCACUUGCAGAAAUGCACCUGGAGGGCAUGGGUGGGGGCCACUGUAGCAUGUGCCUUUCUGGGGUAAAGCCCCUUGGCUUCCCUCCCUCUCCUUGGAUGGGUGUUGCUCCCCUACCCCAGUAACUACAUAUCCAGUUCAGGAAACAAGAUGAUCAGUCUGACGAAGGGUGUGAUAGGGAGUGAGGGGUAGGGUCUGUGCUGGAGGUGGCCUAGAAGCCAGAAGAUGUAACACUAAGAGAGGUGGGCAGGGACGGACCAGACCCAGCAGUCACCAAGGUGAUUGGUGGCACAGGGCGGAAAUGGAAAGCUUUGUUGAGCAUCAGGACCUCGCCUUGAAUUUUCUUGCCGGCAUCUCGGUGCCUCCUCUCUGCCCCCUUUCCCAGGGUAUCUGUGGUUGCCUGGCCUGGGGAGGGCAGCCAUAGCCAUAGCCACAGGGUUUCCUGAAAGUUUACAUUGCAGUAGCAUUGUGGGGUGAGGGGGAUGGCUCCCCAGGCCCUAUCCCCAGCCCCACCCACUCAUGACUCUAAGUUUGUUGUAUUAAUAUUUAUUUAUUUGGAGAUGUUAUUUAUUAGAUGAUAUUUAUUGCAGAAUUUCUAUUCUUGUAUUAACAAAUAAAAUGCUUUCCCCAGAACUUG